AUGGAGGGAGUGUGCGUGGUCCAGAAGGAGAGUGAGGGUUUCUCCUGCGUCAUACUGCGCAUAGACAGGGAUGCCAUGGCAUGCCCUGUAUGCCCCCAAGAACGAAGUAUUUUGUUAGCCUUGGGAAAGGGCAGGGCAAUGACAGGCAUGUACGAAUCUAGAGGUACUGUGCGCGCCAGCCAGUUGAGUUGCGUCCGUGGCGUGGCGUUGUGGACCGACAAAAAAGUGCAGAUAAGAGCAAGGACAAAAAAAGGGAAGAAGAAGAAGAAGAAGAAGGUGUGGGCCAAGGCAAGCAGCACUGGCACCGCAGAGCGAUUGUUCCUUCACAGUAAUACUGCGCGGGCAGUGUGA
Molecule: messenger RNA, 351 nt
Organism: Pyricularia oryzae 70-15
Lineage: Eukaryota; Fungi; Ascomycota; Sordariomycetes; Magnaporthales; Pyriculariaceae
Exons: 3
Coding region: 1-351 (116 amino acids)
Source: RefSeq, a predicted model, not a curated record